Messenger RNA from Neofelis nebulosa (Clouded leopard), 2922 nucleotides. It is a transcript of the gene RNF220, whose product is annotated as ring finger protein 220. NCBI's taxonomy places the organism in Eukaryota, Metazoa, Chordata, Mammalia, Carnivora, Felidae. The record is from RefSeq and is a predicted model, not a curated record. Gene Ontology annotation, molecular function: metal ion binding; ubiquitin protein ligase activity. Gene Ontology annotation, biological process: protein ubiquitination. The transcript has 14 exons. The coding region runs from base 118 to 1950 and encodes 610 amino acids.
GUCUUAGAAGGGGAUGAUUCCCCAGUAAUAUUCCCUGCCCUGAUCCAAGGUGCCGCUUGGCCUCCCUCCCGGGGAAGACUGCUUCUUGUGUGACACCAGCCAUAGAAAGAGACUCCGAUGGACUUACACCGGGCAGCCUUCAAGAUGGAGAACUCAUCCUACCUCCCCAACCCACUGGCAUCCCCAGCACUGAUGGUCCUGGCGUCCACGGCUGAGGCCAGCCGCGAUGCUUCCAUCCCUUGUCAGCAGCCACGACCCUUUGGUGUACCUGUCUCAGUAGACAAGGACGUGCAUAUUCCAUUCACCAACGGUUCCUACACCUUUGCCUCUAUGUACCAUCGGCAAGGUGGGGUGCCGGGCACUUUUGCCAAUCGUGAUUUUCCCCCUUCUUUACUACACCUCCACCCUCAGUUUGCUCCCCCGAAUCUAGAUUGCACCCCAAUCAGUAUGCUGAAUCAUAGUGGGGUGGGGGCUUUCCGUCCCUUUGCUUCCACUGAGGACCGGGAGAGUUAUCAGUCAGCCUUUACGCCAGCCAAACGACUUAAGAACUGCCAUGACACAGAGUCUCCCCACUUGCGCUUCUCAGAUGCAGAUGGCAAGGAAUAUGACUUUGGGACACAGCUGCCAUCUAGCUCCCCCGGUUCACUUAAGGUUGAUGAUACUGGGAAGAAGAUUUUUGCUGUCUCUGGCCUCAUUUCGGAUCGGGAAGCUUCAUCUAGCCCAGAGGAUCGGAAUGACAGAUGUAAGAAAAAGGCAGCAGCAUUGUUUGACAGCCAGGCCCCUAUUUGCCCUAUCUGCCAGGUCCUGCUAAGGCCCAGUGAGUUGCAGGAACAUAUGGAGCAAGAACUGGAACAGCUGGCCCAGCUGCCUGCCAGCAAGAAUUCCCUUCUGAAGGAUGCCAUGGCUCCAGGCACCCCCAAGUCCCUCCUGUUGUCUGCUUCCAUCAAGAGGGAAGGAGAGUCUCCAACAGCAUCACCACACUCCUCUGCCACUGAUGACCUGCACCAUUCAGACAGAUACCAGACCUUCCUGCGAGUGCGAGCCAACCGGCAGACCCGACUGAAUGCUCGGAUUGGGAAAAUGAAACGGAGGAAGCAAGAUGAAGGGCAGGUAUGUCCCCUGUGCAACCGCCCCCUGGCAGGAUCGGAGCAGGAGAUGAGUAGGCAUGUGGAGCAUUGCCUUUCUAAGAGGGAAGGCUCCUGUGUGGCCGAGGACGAUGCUGUGGACAUCGAGCAUGAGAAUAGCAACCGCUUUGAGGAAUAUGAGUGGUGCGGGCAGAAGCGGAUACGGGCCACCACUCUCCUGGAAGGUGGUUUCCGAGGCUCUGGCUUCGUCAUGUGCAGCGGCAAGGAGAAUCCGGACAGUGAUGCUGACCUGGAUGUGGAUGGGGAUGACACUCUGGAGUAUGGGAAGCCACAGUAUCCUUGGGGCACUGUGGGACAAGGAUCUGUUGUCCUUGACCACCAUGCCAGAUACACAGAAGCUGACGUCAUCCCCUGCACAGGCGAGGAGCCUGGUGAAGCCAAGGAGAGAGAGGCACUCCGGGGUGCAGUCCUAAAUGGCGGCCCUCCCAGCACACGCAUCACGCCCGAGUUCUCUAAAUGGGCCAGUGAUGAGAUGCCAUCUACCAGCAACGGUGAGAGCAGCAAGCAGGAAGCCAUGCAGAAGACCUGCAAGAAUAGUGACAUCGAGAAAAUCACCGAAGAUUCAGCUGUGACCACGUUUGAGGCCCUGAAGGCUCGGGUCAGGGAACUUGAACGGCAGCUAUCCCGUGGGGACCGUUACAAAUGCCUCAUCUGUAUGGACUCAUACUCGAUGCCCCUAACGUCCAUCCAGUGUUGGCAUGUGCACUGCGAGGAGUGCUGGCUGCGGACCCUGGGUGCCAAGAAGCUCUGCCCUCAGUGCAACACCAUCACAGCGCCCGGAGACCUGCGGAGAAUCUACUUGUGAGCUAGCCACCCCCAGCAGGCCUUGCCUGGAGCAGCCCCACCUGCCCGCCUCUGUGACGUGACCCUCCCCCUUGUACAUAUUUGCACACAGGUUCCCCAUGUACAUACAUGUGCACACACACGUGCACAUUCGUGUGCGUGCACACACACACACAUACACACACACACACACGCACACACGACUCUGGAGCCAGAGUGGAGGCUGAGACCCAGGCCUUGCCUGCUGGUUCCCACCAAAACUGAGGACCAUACUGCUGUUUGGGGUUUUGUUCCCAAGGUGGGGCAAGGAGGUGGGAGUGAAGGGGAAUAGUUGGGCAAGGCUCCUGAGAUACAGCCCCCAGACUGACAGACGGACAGACAGACAUGCAAACACCAGACUGAAGCACAUGUAAUAUAGACUGUGUAUGUUUACAAUGUUGUGUAUAAAUGGGACAACCCCUCGCCCCCCACUCCACCCUCACCCCUUUGGUUGUAUGAUUUUCUUCUUUUUUUAAGAACACCUGGAAGCAGUGCCCCCUUCAGGGCUGGCUGGGGGCUCGGCCCAUCCACCUGUCAGGGUGCCUGCCUCUCUCUCUCUCCCAUGGUAUCCCUUCCCUCUCCCACGUGCUCGGUGUUCAGUGGUGUAUAUUUCUUCCCCCAGACAUGGGGCACAUGCCUCAAGGGACACGAUCCUCUCCUUAGUCUUAGCUCCUGGGGCUCUUUAUAAGGAGUUGGGGGAGAGGGGAGACAGGAAAUGGGAACCGAGCUGAAGCAGGGGCUGAGAUUGGGGCUGGAUGAGUAUGCUCCUGGCUGCCCAGCCUUCUACCAAGAACCAUUCCUGGGAUUAGAACUGCUGUUCCCAGGGAAAGUGGUCUCCUCCGCCCCUCCUGUGGGCCCCACGGUGUGAUGCUGUGUCUGUAUAUUCUAUACAAAGGUACUUGUCCUUUCCCUUUGUAAACUACAUUUGACAUGGAUUAAACCAAUAUAAACAGCU